UCUAGAAAAAAACGAAAAUAAUUCGGGUCCCGAAGAGUCAUGUUUGUGCAGUGAUGCAAGCUCGUUUCCCAUUUUUUAAAAAGUCUAGUUUCGCCUCCUUUCUUUUUUUUCUCUGUUUUUUUUUCUUCUCUCUCUUCGUUUUUGUCUGGUUGUUGCGAACGCACAUAAGACAAGAGCACGCGUCACUAUGUUUCCAUCACAAAGCACUCUGAAGAGGAACUUCUUUGUUCCCUCCGUUGCCGCCGAUAAGCCCGCUCCUACUGGUGUGGAUUUGUACGCCCGCUUCGCUUUUGCCGGCGCUGUCUGCUGUGCGGUCACUCACGGCGGCAUGACGCCGGUCGACGUCGUUAAGACCAGAAUCCAGUUGGAACCCGAAAAGUACAACAGAGGCAUGAUUGCUGGCUUCCGCCAGGUCAUCCAGACUGAAGGGGCCGGUGCCCUUCUUACUGGCUUUGGCCCCACUGCCGCUGGUUACUUCUUGCAGGGCGCGUUCAAGUUUGGAGGUUAUGAGUUCUGGAAGAAGACCUUUAUUGAUAUGAUUGGCGUCGAAAAGGCCAGUGACAACCGAACAGCCAUUUAUUUGGGUUCCUCUGCCAUUGCUGAAUUUUUUGCUGAUGUUGCUCUCUGUCCCUUGGAGGCUACUCGUAUCCGGUUGGUCUCGCAGCCCGAUUUCGCUUCUGGUCUUGUGAGCGGUUUCACUCGCUUGCUCCGAGAAGAAGGUGUCAUGAGAGGUUUCUACUCUGGCUUCUCGCCCAUCCUCUUCAAGCAAGUUCCUUAUACCAUGGCCAAGUUUGUCGUCUACGAACGUGCCGCUGAGCAAAUCUUGCGUUCGAUCAAAACACCCAAGGAUCAAUUGGCGCCUUCGACUAUGACUGCUGUGAACCUCAGCGCUGGUAUUGUUGCCGGUACUGCCGCUGCCAUCAUCUCUCAGCCCGCCGAUACACUUCUCUCCAAAAUCAACAAACAGAGAGGCGUUGAAGGCCAGUCGGUCACCUCUCGCCUUAUUCAGAUGGCUGGUCAGCUCGGCGCCAAGGGUCUGUUUGUCGGCCUGGGUCCUCGUAUUGUCAUGGUUGCUACUCUUACUGCCGGUCAAUUUGCCAUUUAUGGUGACAUCAAGAGAGCAUUGGGUGCCACGGGAGGAGUGGAGAUUGCAAAAGUAGAGAAAUAGAGAUUAUUAAAGAAGAAUAAGCAAUGUUACUGUCUCUUAAAGUAAAAACGAAAAUAAAAGAGCUGCGAGUAUUAUUGUUAUCUGUGGAUGAACCAGCCUGGUAGUCAUAAUGAUAAUACGCCUG
Messenger RNA from Zychaea mexicana, 1292 nucleotides. RefSeq names its product mitochondrial carrier domain-containing protein. Lineage: Eukaryota; Fungi; Mucoromycota; Mucoromycetes; Mucorales; Lichtheimiaceae. Gene Ontology annotation, biological process: mitochondrial phosphate ion transmembrane transport. Gene Ontology annotation, cellular component: mitochondrial inner membrane. The record is from RefSeq and is a predicted model, not a curated record. Bases 188 to 1168 code for a protein of 326 amino acids. Gene Ontology annotation, molecular function: phosphate transmembrane transporter activity. The transcript has 5 exons.